GCCGAGCUGAGAGUAAAUAGAAGCAGGAGCCCAAAAUGGCGGAGCCCCCGAGUCCGGUUCGUGGCGCGGCGUCGCCGGAGCAGGAGCCGUUCGGCGCCAGGCCGGCUCCGGAUGCGAAGGCCUCCCGUGGGUCCCAGCCAGCCGCGAAGAAAAUGAGGGGAGCUGACGAGAGGAGCCUGAAGGGCGCUAAGCGCGUCAACGGUGAAGGGGGCGGUGGUGGCGGGAGCGGCAAGCAGCCGCCACCGCUCCCCGCCGUGGUGCCCAGCUACGGCGCCCCCGCGGCCUGGGGCUUCCCCGCGCUGCCCCCCGGCCCCGCGGGGGGCGCGGGGGGCUUCGCCUUCCCCCCUCAGCUGCCCCGGAAGCUGCUGUCGCCCGCCGUGCUGCUGCCGUCGUCCGCCUCCCCCUCCUCUUCCUACCAGCAGCACCAGCACCGCCACCACAGGCACCGCCUGGCCCUGGCUGUCGAGGCGGGAGGCGGCGGCCUCGUCGCGGCCGCCGCCGGGAGCACCAAGCCGAAGAGGCCCAAGGAGAAGCGCGACAAGGAGAGGAAGAAGCACGGAGCGGCGCCCGUGGCGGCAGCAGCCGGCGAUGGCGGCGGGGGCCUGAGCGCGGCCGGCCGCGAGGAGAACGGCGAGGUGAAGCUGCUGCUGCAGAGAGCUCAAAUCAAAGACAAAAUUAAAGAAAGGGAUAAGAAGCAAAAAGAGAAGAAGAAGCACAAAAUAAUUAAUGAAAUCAAGAAAGAAAAUGGAGAGGUCAAAUUAUUGCAGAAAGGUGGGAAGGAGAAACCAAAAACCAAUGCAGAAGAACUACAGAUUAAAAAAGUUAAGAAGAAAAAGAAAAAGAAACAUAAAGAGAGUGAGAAAAGGAAGCGUCCAAAAAUGUACAGCAAAUCCAUUCAGACCAUCUGCUCAGGAUUGGUUUCUGAUGUUGAGGAUCAGGAAGCCAAAGGCAUUAUAGAUGAUCAUCUUAAGGAUUUCAAUGGGAAAAAUAUGGAUCCCAAGAAGGACUUUGAGUCCAAGAUACCAGAGAACAGUGAGUUUCCAUUUGUCUCGUUAAAGGAGCCACGGGUUCAAAAUAAACUCAAAAGGUUGGACACAUUGGAGUUCAAACAGCUGAUUCAUAUUGAGCACCAGCCUAACGGAGGUGCAUCAGUUAUCCAUGCCUACAGUAAUGAACUCUCCCACUUAUCUCCUGUGGAGAUGGAGAGAUUUGCAGAAGAGUUUGUGGGUCUGGUUUUUAGUGAAAAUGAAAACUGUGCAGCUUACUAUGUAAUGGGUAUUGUUCAUGGGGCAGCUACUUAUUUACCUGACUUUUUAGACUACUUUUCAUUUAAUUUUCCCAAUUCACCAGUGAAAAUGGAGAUUUUGGGAAAGAAAGAUAUAGAGACAACGACUAUGUCAAAUUUUCAUGCUCAGGUAAAAAGAACAUACUCUCAUGGUACUUACAGAGCUGGCCCAAUGAGACAGAUCAGCCUAGUUGGAGCAGUUGAUGAAGAAGUGGGGGAUUACUUUCCGGAGUUCCUUGAUAUGUUGGAAGAAUCACCUUUCUUAAAAUGUACACUGCCAUGGGGAACACUUUCUAGUUUAAAAUUAGAGAGUCGUAAAGACAGUGAUGAUGGUCCCAUCAUGUGGGUACGUCCAGGAGAACAGAUGAUCCCUGUGGCUGACAUGCCAAAGUCCCCUUUCAAAAGGAAGAGAACUACCAAUGAAAUAAAAAACUUGCAGUACCUACCUCGAACCAGUGAGCCCCGUGAAAUGCUAUUUGAAGACCGGACACGAGCCCAUGCAGAUCACAUAGGACAAGGUUUUGAACGGCAGACUACAGCUGCUGUGGGAGUGUUGAAGGCUGUGCACUGUGGAGAGUGCUCUCCAGUGAACACAAAUACACUCAUUAAGGGAUGUUAUGGAGGAUGCAGGUCUGAGCAGCCUCGUAUAACCAAAGAUGUAAUUUGUUUUCAUGCUGAAGACUUCUUAGAGGUAGUUCAGCGAAUGCAGUUAGAUUUGCACGAGCCCCCACUCUCACAGUGUGUCCAGUGGGUUGAUGAUGCAAAACUCAAUCAACUGCGAAGGGAAGGCAUUCGAUAUGCCAGAAUUCAGUUAUUUGAUAAUGACAUUUAUUUUAUUCCAAGGAAUGUUGUACACCAGUUCAAAACAGUUUCAGCUGUUUGCAGUUUGGCUUGGCACAUCCGACUCAAGCUAUAUCAUUCAGAGGAAGAACUUUCUCCAAAUGCAAGUACUCUUGAAGCAGGGACAUCUGCAGACCCCAAGUCUUCGGUUAUCGGACUUCAGACUGACAGCAAAAUUUGUACGACAAGCAAAAAUACCUCCGAAGACACCAAAUUUUCAGAUACUCUUCAGACAAAGUAUCUGCAGCAGGAAUUUAUGUCAAUAAAACAAGAACCUAUUGCAUCUCACCGAAUAAAAGAAGAAUCCAUGAAUGUUGAUCUCGCUGGAAAGACAGUGGCAUCUAAUGACAUUGAGGGUCAGAAUGUUCAGACUAGAUUGGAUCACGUUGAAUUGACGGCGUUUAAGUUUGAAAUGGAUUCUAAAUUUGAACCUGGCAACAAGGACACACAAGACAAGUUGUGCCCUGGAAGUCACGUAUAUCCAGAUGAUACGAGACAGCAUAGUUCAUCAUAUCCAAAUCUGCAUGGACAAAGAGAGGAUGAUUUUUUGUGCUAAAUUUGUAUAUACGGUUUUAAAUUCCUUUUUAAACUUAAUGACGUAAUAAUGUAAAGAUUCAUAAAUUUCGUGAGGCAAGUUUGUGACUUGCCUUCGCAUCUGUUACAGAAAAUAGUUAUGUAGCUUUGUAACAUUCCUCAGUGCCUGUCCAUAACUGUGAAGUAUCAAAGCACUUAGGGCCAGAUGCACUGUAAACACUGCAGGUUUAACAUAAAGAAGUCUUUAAAUAAUUUUGAGUUGUAGGUUUUAGAGUAGAGCUGACAUUUAACAUAUAUAUUUUUUGUAAGAUGAGCCAGAAUUCUUUUUGACAAUUCCAGGCUUUUCCAUAGAGCUUAUUUAUACCAAUUUUUUCAUUUUAAAUGUGUCAGCACUGUAGUGUAAAUAUCUUUUUUAAAAAUCUUUUUAGUGUGAUUUAUACUGAAAUGUGAGCCGCUUAAUAAAGGUUCAUAAUAACAAA
Rhea pennata is the source of this 3138-nucleotide messenger RNA. It is a transcript of the gene RSBN1L, whose product is annotated as round spermatid basic protein 1 like. Lineage: Eukaryota; Metazoa; Chordata; Aves; Rheiformes; Rheidae. Bases 36 to 2681 code for a protein of 881 amino acids. The record is from RefSeq and is a predicted model, not a curated record. The transcript is spliced from 9 exons. Gene Ontology annotation, cellular component: nucleus.